UAAGCAAACUGGGCAGGGCUAACCGCAGCAGCUUAAUUCUGUUGCUACCUGUCAGACCUGUCUUUUUUCCUCUUCAUAUAGAAACAUGUUUGUAUCAAUAUUUCUGCUAUGGCUUUUUGUUUGGUUCGUCAUCAUCCUGUUCAAAUCUCAGAGGCCAAAGAACUUCCCACCAGGACCCCCCAUCUUGCCUGUCCUGGGGAACCUUUUGAACCUGAGCCUGGACAACCCACUGAAGGACUUUGACAGGCUGAGCAAAUCUUAUGGAAAGAUCUACAGUAUUUACAUCGGUCCGAGACCAGCUGUGAUUCUGAACGGGCUGAAGGCCAUGAAAGAAGCCAUGGUGAUCAAGGGUGCGGAUUUUUCUGGACGACCCCAAGACUUGUUUGUCAACGAUGUUUCCUGUAGGAAUGGUGGUGUUGGAGUGAUUCUGGCAGAUUAUGGCCCAAGCUGGCGAGAGCAUCGCCGCUUCGCUCUGAUGACUUUGAGGAAUUUCGGUCUGGGAAAGAAAUCAAUGGAGGACAGAAUUCAUGAUGAGAUUCAACACACUAUUAAAACACUGGAGGGCAGCAUCGGUAAAACUCUGAGUCCUAGGGUCAUGUUCCAUAAUGCCGCUUCCAACAUCAUCUGCCAGGUUCUGUUCGGAAAGCGCUACGAGUACGACGAUGACAUGAUCAAAACGAUUGUUCAGUGCUUCACUGAAAAUGCCAAGAUAGCCAAUGGACCCUGGGCCAUGAUAUAUGAUUCUAUCCCCAUUUGCCGUAACCUCCCGCUGCCAUUCAGAAAGGCCUUUAAGAAUGCAGAGAUUUGCCAGAACUAUAUUAACUGCUUGGUCACUGAAUACAAGAAGACCAGAGUUCCUGGGGAUCCUCGGCACUUUGUUGACUGUUACCUGGAUGAACUGGAAAAGAGAAGCGAUGACGGUUCCUCCUUUUCAGAAGCUCAGCUCAUGAUUUACAGCCUGGAUCUUCACUUCGCUGGGACUGACACGACGUCCAACACCCUGCUGACAGGAUUUCUCUACCUGAUGAACUACCCACAUGUCCAAGAACGAUGUCAGCAAGAGAUAGACCAGGUUCUGGAGGGAAAGGACCGGGUCUGUUUUGAGGACAGAAACAGCAUGCCUUACGUCCAGGCUGUGAUCCAUGAGAUCCAGAGGAUUGCAAACACGGUUCCUCUCAGUGUCUUCCACUGCACCACUAAGGACACAGAGCUCAUGGGAUUCUCCAUUCCCAAGGGUACAAUGAUCAUCCAGAACCUGACCUCAGUCCUGAGAGAAGAGGGACAGUGGAAAUUCCCUCAUGAGUUCAAACCUGAAAACUUCCUGAAUGAACAGGGAGAGUUUGUCAAACCUGAGGCCUUCAUGCCUUUCUCUGCAGGUCCUCGGAUGUGUAUGGGAGAGGGUCUGGCCCGCAUGGAGCUCUUCCUCAUCACUGUGACUCUGCUAAGGAAGUUUAAGUUCAUCUGGCCAGAGGAUGCAGGAGAACCAGAUUUCACUCCAGUCUAUGGAGUCACUCUAACGCCAAAACCUUACUACAUGAAGGUCCAACUGAGGUCCAAACAGUGAGGAGCAGAAACUAACCGUGUUUCCCUUACAAAUGUACAUAAAACUUUCAGUUUUCCGCUAAUGUUGGGGGGGGAAAAAAAUCCCAACUGUGAUGUUGCCAUUAAAAUCAUGGAUGAAAAAGUUUGUUCCAGAGCAUGCCACACCAUCAUCCUUCCACUACCUCCUGUCUUCUUCAUCUUUUCCGCCGUUACUACUGGCAUCAAGACAUCACAAAAAAAAGUGUUUCCAUUUCAGUUUUACAAAAUACACAAAUUUCUAUACAGCUGUAAAACCACCUCUUGCUAGUGCUAAAACCUUUUAACAAAAAAUUAGUUUUUUCAAAAUUGUUGAGUUUCCAUUAAGCAAAUUUAUCUUUGAUUCCAAUUUGCACAAUUUUAAGGUAAAUGGAAACGCAGUUACAGAUGAGGAAUAAAAGACUGGAUAAAAAAAUUCAAAAUAAUCAAUGUAUUUUAGUACUGCUGCUAAUGAAUAAAUGCUUAC
Xiphophorus hellerii (green swordtail) is the source of this 2044-nucleotide messenger RNA. RefSeq names its product cytochrome P450 2F2-like. Bases 86 to 1564 code for a protein of 492 amino acids. Gene Ontology annotation, cellular component: intracellular membrane-bounded organelle; cytoplasm. Gene Ontology annotation, biological process: xenobiotic metabolic process. NCBI's taxonomy places the organism in Eukaryota, Metazoa, Chordata, Actinopteri, Cyprinodontiformes, Poeciliidae. The transcript is spliced from 11 exons. Gene Ontology annotation, molecular function: iron ion binding; oxidoreductase activity, acting on paired donors, with incorporation or reduction of molecular oxygen, reduced flavin or flavoprotein as one donor, and incorporation of one atom of oxygen; heme binding. The record is from RefSeq and is a predicted model, not a curated record.